Pseudonaja textilis is the source of this 1569-nucleotide messenger RNA. It is a transcript of the gene F2RL3, whose product is annotated as F2R like thrombin or trypsin receptor 3. Gene Ontology annotation, biological process: thrombin-activated receptor signaling pathway; phospholipase C-activating G protein-coupled receptor signaling pathway; positive regulation of Rho protein signal transduction. NCBI's taxonomy places the organism in Eukaryota, Metazoa, Chordata, Lepidosauria, Squamata, Elapidae. The record is from RefSeq and is a predicted model, not a curated record. Gene Ontology annotation, molecular function: thrombin-activated receptor activity. Gene Ontology annotation, cellular component: plasma membrane.
UCAAGGCAGGAAAUGGGAUGUUGCCUGACUCCUCACAGCACAGCGAACCACUCUUGCUGACAACGCACAGGAUGUCACUGGGCGAUACUGGGACGAGGGGAUACUUCUUGCCACUGCUGCUUUUGUGCUGCUGGAUGGUGUCGGCUUCAGGAGUUGCCGAUUAUGAUGAUUAUAGUUUAAAUGGAACUGAUGAGAAUCAACAAGAGCAACCGAAUUGCCUGUUCCCUCGCAGUAUCCCAGGGGAGGUAGUCACUGAGAACAACACUUCUUUCCUGAGUAUCUCCGAAAAGUCUCGUGCUUCACUCAAUGGCACGCUCACCGUCGUAGUCCUCCCAUCUUUCUACACCCUUAUCUUCCUCAUUGGACUCCCUGCCAAUGCUCUGGCACUCUGGGUGCUCACCACAAAGGUGGAGAAACUGCCCUCCACUGUUUUCCUGAUAAAUUUAGCAACUGCUGAUCUCUUACUGUGCCUGCUGCUUCCCCUGAAGAUCUCUUACUACUUCUUGGGCAACCACUGGCCCUUUGGGGAGGCUAUGUGCCGCUUUACCACUAUGGCCUUCUACGGCAACAUGUACUGCUCCAUUAUUUUGCUUGCCUGCAUCAGCAUGGACCGCUACCUUGCUGUAGCCCACCCGUUCUUCGCCCGUUCCUUCCGCAGCUCUGCCUUUGCCAUGGGCAUCUGCGCUGUAGUUUGGGUGGUGGCUGUUCUCUUCACCCUGCCUCUGACUGUCCACCGUCAGUCCUUCCCACUCUAUGAGACGAAGCAGACUCUAUGCCAUGACGUCCUGCCAUGGGAACAGGAAGAGCAGCAUUACUAUUACUUCAUCAUCCUCAUUGCCUGUGGCUUCCUGACUCCUUUCCUCAUCAUGGUGUUCAGCUGUGGGAUUACACUCUGGGUCUUGCUGGGCAGCGGUGAAAAAUAUGCUAUGGCUGCCAAGCUGACAGCCCUCAUGCUUAUCUCAGUCACGGCCUUUUAUAGCCCAAGCCAUAUCCUGUUACUCCUCGACUACUCCCGCUCCUGCCUCAGGAAGGAGGGGACGUUCUACGUGCCCUACAUGGCCAGUCUAGCCUUGAGUACCUGCAAUAGCUGCGUCGACCCCUUCAUUUACUAUUAUGUCUCGGAAGAAUUCAGGUUAAAAGUGAAGAGGAGACUCUUCGGUCACCGGAAAGAUUCUGCUGUGUCCAUAAAGACCUCAAAAGAAACGCUGCCCUCAAAAACCUUCCACCACUCCCACUGUCCUGGGUGAAUGAGAGACUGUCUUCACAGUACUUUGAAGGAAAGGAAGGCAAUAAGGGUGGCUGGCUGGGGCUUUUCAUGGUCUUUCUUACCAAUAUAUUUUUUUUGAGGAAGCAGGUAAUGGUCGAUUUGUUCUUGGAGUUCUUAAAACAAUAUAGCUGGAUAAAACCUGCCCAAUCUCAGCUCCAUUCCAACUUCCAAGAAGCCUAAUUAUGUUCCUCAUUAAUUCUGAAGUCUUGUGUAGCAGGUAGUUCUUCCAUUUAUUUCAUGGCUUAACUGUAUGGAUUUGGAAAGUCCAAGUACGUCUCUAAUAAAUGAAUUCAAAGCAAACU